This is a messenger RNA of Dalotia coriaria, 1386 nucleotides long. Its product is annotated as RNA-binding protein NOB1. Gene Ontology annotation, cellular component: preribosome, small subunit precursor. The transcript is spliced from 2 exons. Gene Ontology annotation, molecular function: RNA endonuclease activity. The coding region runs from base 88 to 1293 and encodes 401 amino acids. Lineage: Eukaryota; Metazoa; Arthropoda; Insecta; Coleoptera; Staphylinidae. Gene Ontology annotation, biological process: maturation of SSU-rRNA; ribosomal small subunit biogenesis. The record is from RefSeq and is a predicted model, not a curated record.
GUCAAAUUCCUCAAAACUUAACAAAGUCAACUAAGUCGCUGAAACGCACGUGGUUUUCAUAGAAAUAUCAAAUCGAAAAGCCAAACAAUGAUUGUGGAAGAAAAAUCCGUAGAACAUUUAGUUGUUGAUACUACGGCAUUUAUCCACAAUGCUCCCCUACAGCAACUUGCAACAAACAUAUAUACCAUUCAAGAGGUAGUUGAUGAGAUUGUGAAUAAACGACAAUUAAGAAGAUUAUGCGUCCUACCGUACGAUUUACGCAUCAAAGAUGUAUAUCCAGAAAAUAUACAAACUGUCACAGACUUUUCGAAGAAAACUGGAGACUAUCCCAGUCUGUCAGCUACAGAUAUCAAAGUAAUGGCACUAACCUACCAACUUGAGAAAGAAUAUGUUGGUUCAAACCACAUUCGCACAGCUCCUGUGAUGGCCAGGACCAUUAAUCUGGGAAAUCCAAAUGUUCCAGACAUGAAUGCUGAUCUUACAGGGUUCUAUGCACCAAAAAGGAAAAGUACUAGGUCUAGGAAUAAUACAAGUAACAGCAAUACAGACAAAACAUCAGAAGAAGAUGAAAAACGUGACAUUGAACAACUAAAUCAUGGCAUAGAUAAUAUAACAGUUGAAGAUAAUAGUGAUCAAUCAGAUAACUGUUAUGAAAGUUAUGAAGAAUCAGAUGAUGAAGACUCCUGGAUAACACCAUCCAACAUCCAAGCUGCUAAGAAACAAGUCAAUUCUGAACUGAUGGAAGCAAAGAAAGUGGUUGUUUCUUGCAUCACCACUGACUUUGCAAUGCAAAACGUUCUCAAACAAAUGAAUCUUAAUGUUUCUGCGUUAGAUGGCCGCAUUAUCAAACAACUGCGCACGUUUGUAUUGCGUUGUUACACAUGUUUCGGCACGACAAGCAUCAUGACAAAGCAAUUCUGUGGCAAAUGCGGUAACAACACACUUAAGAAAGUCGCUGUUAGUUUGGAUGAGGACGGAAAACAACAAAUACACAUAAAUACGCGCCGGCCGCUAACUGGUCGCGGGAAACGUUUCAGUAUGCCGACGAUGAAGGGCGGCAAACAUGCGAACAACCCGCGGCUUGUCGAGGAUCAACCUAUGCCCGAUCAACGACCGAGUCGCAUCGCACGCAUGAAAAACAAUCCGAUGGCGGAUGAUUACAUCGCCGGAUAUUCUCCAUUCGUGACUAGGGAUGUUAACUCUAAAAGCGCGCAACUCUGUAUUCGUCCUGGGGACGUGAAACAUUGGAUGAAGAAGAAUCCGAAUGAGGCGCGAAGACAUCGGAAGAAGUAGAAUAUAUUUUACUUGUAGCGCUUAUUGGUGGUUUGAUUUGUGGCAAACAUAUACUUGUAUCGAUUGAAUAAAAACACGUAACUGUUAUCACCA